AUGCCAGGAGCAUCAUCCACGGAGGCUCCUGCAUUGACUCCUCAGUUCUGCUUCAACGAAAAACUUCUCCGAGACUUUUUGCGUCUUUCUCGAUCUACUAUAGAUGACUCUAUAGCGCAAAACCUCAAUGCGCUACUGACACCUGCCCGCGAGGGCUUCGAUCCCUCCUCUACCGCUGUGCGACAAACCGACUCGAAAGCUCGAAAAUCGAUCGAUCCCAACACUUGUAGCGGCUUCAAGAAUAAUAUUCUGUUUCCAUCAUGGCAAACUCGCUCGGAUGUUUUGAACUACUGUGCUGGUGUUGCAACAAGUCCGGAUCCUGAUGACCCCGACCUGAUCCUACGAGAGACCGAAUCCGCACGGGAUCGAGAGCGGGUGGUCAACGAGCGACUAGACCCGUAUUCGGCGCGCUUUUUCCCCAGAGAAGCGAGAACUGAGUCACUAGCGAACCUGAUACGAAACCAGCGCACCGUGGAAGAGAUAAUCCGGGCCCGAACUUGGGGCAUGGUGAGCGAGAGGUGCGGUGACUCCUCGUCUUGGGAAGCCGCUUUAAAUAGCUGGCGUCAUAGCAACCAACGGUAG
This is a messenger RNA of Penicillium argentinense, 582 nucleotides long. RefSeq names its product MIX23 family protein. Lineage: Eukaryota; Fungi; Ascomycota; Eurotiomycetes; Eurotiales; Aspergillaceae. The transcript has 2 exons. Bases 1 to 582 code for a protein of 193 amino acids. The record is from RefSeq and is a predicted model, not a curated record. Gene Ontology annotation, cellular component: mitochondrial intermembrane space; mitochondrion.